Molecule: messenger RNA, 762 nt
Organism: Penicillium lagena
Lineage: Eukaryota; Fungi; Ascomycota; Eurotiomycetes; Eurotiales; Aspergillaceae
Exons: 2
Coding region: 1-762 (253 amino acids)
Source: RefSeq, a predicted model, not a curated record
AUGUCCGACACGCGAACAUGCUACUUCCCUAACGGCCAGCCUGCUCCGGGAACUGUCCCCUGCACAAGCGAUGAAGUCUCCUGGUGCUGCGGCACAGAUGAUAUCUGUCUGUCGAAUGGAUAUUGCAUGGACGUGCUCCAGCCGUACGUUCUCUCUCGCGGGUCUUGUACGAGCGACAGCUGGGCAUCGGGGUGCCCGUCGUAUUGCCAGGAGAAAGAAUUCAGUACUAUGGGCUGCUCCAUCAUCAACCUCGCUUUCGAGGACGGCGUCGCCACGUAUUGCUGCGGAACGCCGGUGAUCGAUGGCGAUAGAAUCGUCUGUCCGUACGAGUACGACGCCUUCCAGCUCAACGACGCGAGUAUUCUCCCCGGCCGCGCUGUUCUUGCGAAUGUCUCUUCUCUAUCUGCGCCAUCUACAUCUUCAGCAUCCAACUCUUCCACCUCUUUUUCUGGGAAUACAACCACCAACACCCCCACCUCCUCCUCCUCCACAAGCACCUCCCAUGACGUAGCCAUCGGCGCAGGACUGGGUAUCCCACUCGGCCUUAUAGCUAUGGCGUCGCUAUUAUGGGCCUUCUGGGAACGCAAACGCGCGAACAAAUUGUCCAAGGCUUUGAUGGUGGCUGCGACUGCCCCCCCUCCGGGAUACGGGGGGAGUCCCCAGUCGCGUCUUAUGAAUAGUAACUCUAGGCCGUCGGAGUUGAGUGACCAGCGGCAGAAUAUUGAGUUGAUGGGGAGGGAGGUGAAUAACGUGUACAAAUAA